AAAACCCCACCUCUCUUUCUUUCCGUUUCCAAAUCUCCCGCCUUUCCACCCCUCCAUAAAAAGCUAUAAAUAUAAAAAAAACUCACAUCCAUUGAAUCUCCCGCAUUACUUCCCAAACCGUCUGUCCAUCCAUCCAUCCAUCCAUAAAUCCUAAUCCCUCUGUCUUCCUCACCUUUCGGUACCUACAAAUCAAAGCACAACAAACCAACCUACCCUUCUUCCCCACCCACCCUUCUUCCCUUCUACCCCAUUUUGAUUUGACUGGAGCAUCCGUUUAAAAAAAAUAAAAAAAAAGGAAAGGAAGGCCCACCAAUCAUGCCGUCAGGAUCAAAGAAGAGAAAAGCUUCCAGGAAGAAAAAGCAACAAAAGAAAAUCCACCAUGACACUCGAGAAGGGAAUGGUGGAAGGGAUGAUGAUCUGAACGGCCUUGACGAGAAGGACGUCGAAACCGCUGCUGGAACGAAGAAGAAUCCGAUGGAAGAAGGAUCCGAAAACGGCAGCAGGGAGCCCGGGCCUGUGAAACCUGAUUCCAAUAGCAAAGGCGUCAGUAUCGAGCACAUUCAGCCCGUGAAGGGAUCGGAUGGCGGUGAAUCGUAUGGUGACGAGGGGAGCUCUAGCAGCAGUUCGGACGAGGAGUCUCCACCAAUUGAAUUUACAUCUAAGGUUUCGGGCGCCCCUGCGGACAUCAAUUCGACUGGAUUGGUGGUUCCAUUGUCGGAAGGGGUGGCCGAUGUUGUAGAAGCCGCAGUGGUUGAGCGGGUUGUUCCGUUGUCAGAAGGGGCAGUGGAGGUUGUAGAAGCCGCAGUGGUUGAGCGGGUUGUUCCGUUGUCAGAGGGGGCGGUGGAGGUUGGAGAAGCCGCAGUGGUUGAGCGGGUUGUUCCGUUGGCAGACGGGGCAGCGGGAGUUUUAGAAACUGCACCGGUUGAGAAUCUUGUGGUCACUGAAGUUAAAGAAGCUGAGCCUGUCCAAAAUCUCGUUGUUUCGGAAGAAGCUGAGCCUGUCCAAAAUCUUGUUGUUCCAGAAGAAGCUGCACCCCUUGAGAAAUCUGAUGUUAAUCAUGUUAUAGAAUCUACCCCGGUUGAGAUUUCUGAGGCUACACAAGUUAUAGAACCAGUCCCUGUUGAGAAUUCUGGAAUUUUGGGUGGUGUUGAUUCUCCAUCGACAGAAAACAAUGAUAAAAUUCCACUACCAUUGUCAGAGACCGCUCCAAGUGAGAAGGCUAGGGAUGGUGGUGAGUUACUCAAGGAGUCUGAGAAUAAGGAACAGCAGGUAGUUUCGGCUGGCCCGCUAGCGCGUCGGAGUUCAUGGAUGAGUUGCUGUGGAUUGUUUGAUGCUUUCUUGGGCUCCCACCGAUGAUCCUAGUUUAUGAUGCAGAAAAGGAGCACGUCUAUCACUUGCAUGGAUAAAGGGAACUCAAGUGAUGAAGAUCGGCAUGUUAAAGGGUAAUAAGGGAAUGCUUGCAAUAUUUUGAAUAAUGUAGGUUGAUGGUCAUGUGGUGGUUGAGUAUUUCCCUGCACACAACUGACAAGAAAGCUAUAGAUCAAAUAGUUGUGGCUUGCAAUAUGGAUUCAUACUGCAGUUAUUCAGCUUCCCCAAUCUAUUUAUUUGGUUUUUGUUCUGGGAUUUUGGUCUCUUUUCUUCUUCUUCGUGUGGCAUUAGGUUGUAAGAAAGAUGGGUUGAGUAUUAUUACUUGUUUUGUUGGGUGAGUUUGUUGGUCUCAUCCUGAAAUUUGGUUUAGGAGCUAUCCUGCGUUUUUGUAGGAUUGGUUAUUCAUUAAUGUCUCUAUAAGAACUUGCUUUUCAGCUAUUUUUCAUUGAGGUAGGUUUCUCACAAA
This is a messenger RNA of Magnolia sinica, 1834 nucleotides long. RefSeq lists its product as uncharacterized. The record is from RefSeq and is a predicted model, not a curated record. Lineage: Eukaryota; Viridiplantae; Streptophyta; Magnoliopsida; Magnoliales; Magnoliaceae. The coding region runs from base 316 to 1356 and encodes 346 amino acids. The transcript is spliced from 4 exons.